Messenger RNA from Magallana angulata, 1682 nucleotides. RefSeq names its product homeobox protein EMX2-like. The transcript has 3 exons. Lineage: Eukaryota; Metazoa; Mollusca; Bivalvia; Ostreida; Ostreidae. Gene Ontology annotation, molecular function: DNA binding; DNA-binding transcription factor activity, RNA polymerase II-specific. Bases 218 to 1024 code for a protein of 268 amino acids. The record is from RefSeq and is a predicted model, not a curated record. Gene Ontology annotation, biological process: brain development; neuron differentiation; central nervous system development.
AGUGAUUUGCAAUUAUUUCCGAUACUUAUUGUGUACCUCAAAACAAUUCACAUUACAUGUAUUUAGUUCGACUUCAUAAAUUUGAAGUGAAUUUUUUUUUUUACUUGAUUAUCCGAUAACUCUCUUUUAUUGUUGUGAAGCAAUGCCAUUAUCAUUUUGACAAAAAAAAAUAUUUUGAAGAUAUACUCAGGGAAAAAACUAUACAUUCAGGUUCAAAAUGUUGCCAAUGUCUAAACAGCCGUCUGGCGGGUUUUCAAUUGAUUCUAUCAUCAACACAACUAGACGUGAAACUUCAAGAGAAGACUCACCACUUUCUAGAAACAACAUUGACAAUCCGAGACCGAAUUUGGGAACGCGUAGUGAACUUUCCGCCAUUAACGGCAGGAUUCCUCCUUUACACCCGGCUCUUCCACUCCAUGUUCGGAAUCUACUGUUGGCCGGAGAGACAACGAGAUCCCUCCCUCCGGACGUUUUUCACUAUGGUCAGUCUUGGCCCCUUCACAAUUCAUCUUUGCCCUCAAUAUCAACACUGGCCCGGUCUUUGCCGCAAUACACAGAACCUUGCCUAAAUGCCGGUUUCCCGGGUCUCUGGCCUCAAGUAUCGGAACAAAUGGCCUUCCUGAACCCUUGGCUGGUCACUAGAGGGACACAGUCUCUGCUUGGGCUUCCUUUAGGUAAUUCAGCUCCAGGGUUAUUUUUUCAACCUUAUCGAAAGCCCAAGAGAAUACGAACGGCGUUUUCGCCCUCCCAGUUGUUGAAAUUAGAGAAAGCGUUUGAGAGAAACCACUACGUCGUUGGUCAAGAGAGAAAGGAUCUGGCAACAAAUCUCAAUCUUUCUGAAACACAGGUCAAGGUGUGGUUCCAAAAUAGGAGAACAAAAUAUAAGAGAGUGAAAGUAGGUGAUGAAUCGGAGCUGGAGGAUCAACCCGGAAGUUCCAAAGACCAUGAAUGUGAGGAGAUUUAUGGGAACUUGAAUGUGACUGAAAACACAGAUGACGAAAGUGACAACGAUGAAAAUUCUUGAGGCAAAAUUAUGAUAACAGUAUCUCAGGGAUAACAUCGGGGUUUUUUUUAAAGUCUAACAUUCUUGCAGUUUUCAAAAGCUGUUCUAGAUCUAUUUCAGCAGAGAAAAAUGAUUCAAUAUUACAAAUUCAUUUUUUUUAAUUUAUAUCCCCCAUGACUGUAUAGACAAAAAAGCAUUUAAAAUAGAGAAAUGAACUUAUUUAAAGACAGUUAUAAGGAGUGGUCAAAAAUAUCAAUGUGAAGUUCAUCAUUGGCAACGUAAAUUCAAUCAGUUCAUAUGUUAUAUAUUCAAUAAAAUAUAUUCAAAUCAAAUCUAUUUUUGGUGAGCAUUAUUGCAUUGUUUGUGAUAAGACUGCUUCAACGGGGUUUUUGUAUUCCUUCCUUUUUAUCUCUUAAUACAGUAUUGACCUAUUAUAGUCCCUUAAACCUUUUGCUUUUUCAUACUUUUUGUAAAUGUAAAUCAAUUUAGUUUAAUUUUGUAUAAAUAAUCUCACGUACCAGAUUUCUGUAGCAUGAAUAUUAUUCUAAUAACUAUUUUCAUUGUAUAAUAGUAUAUACCUUAUAUGCAUUUCCUUUACGAUAUUAUACUCUAUAAACAAAUUGUUGUUUAUUUUAUCAUUUUGAAUUAUAUUUUUUAUUAAAUGAAUUUUUAAACAAGU